This is a messenger RNA of Kluyveromyces marxianus DMKU3-1042, 747 nucleotides long. It is a transcript of the gene DOG2, whose product is annotated as HAD family hydrolase. The coding region runs from base 1 to 747 and encodes 248 amino acids. Gene Ontology annotation, molecular function: beta-phosphoglucomutase activity; 2-deoxyglucose-6-phosphatase activity. The transcript has a single exon. The record is from RefSeq and is a predicted model, not a curated record. Lineage: Eukaryota; Fungi; Ascomycota; Saccharomycetes; Saccharomycetales; Saccharomycetaceae.
AUGCCAUUGAUUACAGUCAAUUACCUUUUGUUUGACUUGGACGGGACUUUGGUGAGUUCCACCGAUGCUGCCGAUCAGACUUGGAAGGACUAUUGUGAGAAGCACGGUGUCUCUUAUGAGGAAUUGUCGAAGACAGUUCAUGGGACAAGAACAGCGGAGACCUUGGCCAAAUAUUUCCCAAAUGUCGAUAAUACCGACAACAAGGCUGUGAAAGAACUAGAAUGCUCUAUUGCUAACAAUUACAAAGAACUUGUCAGUUUAGUGCCUGGUGCGUCAGAUUUGCUCAUUUCUUUGGAUAGACCCACUGGAUCACUUCCAGGUGAAGUGUUCAAGCAUAGAAAAUGGGCCAUUGUCACUAGCGGUACUCCAUGGGUUGCUGAUGCAUGGUUUGACCACAUUUUAAAGUCUGUUGGUAAGCCAGAAGUUUUAAUUACUGCGAAUGACGUCACUUCUGGAAAACCAGCUCCAGAUGGAUACUUGUUGGCUGCCCAACGUUUGAAAGAAAAAUGGCAGGAUGACCGUAAGGAUUUACGCACUGUCGUUUUUGAAGAUGCGCCUGUUGGUGUUCGUGCUGGCAAGGCAAGUGGUUCAAUUGUUGUGGCAUUAACUACCACAUAUGAUAAGGAAUCAUUGUUUGAAGCAGGCGCGGAUUAUGUGGUGGAGGACUUGACACAGGUUUGUGUCAGGUCCAACACCACAGCUAGCACUGUUCUAAUCAUUACUGACCCAAUGGAGAGAGACGAAUAA